This is a messenger RNA of Solanum verrucosum, 798 nucleotides long. RefSeq lists its product as uncharacterized. The transcript has 2 exons. The coding region runs from base 1 to 798 and encodes 265 amino acids. The record is from RefSeq and is a predicted model, not a curated record. Lineage: Eukaryota; Viridiplantae; Streptophyta; Magnoliopsida; Solanales; Solanaceae.
AUGAAGACGAAUGCUUCGGGUAUUCCGAAGUAUGCUAAGUACGUGAAGGAGAUAGUGGCUAACAAGAGGAGGUUCACGGACUAUGAAACUGUAGCACUUACUGAGGAGUGCAACUGUAAAAUUCAAAAUAGAUUACCCAAGAUGUUAAAAGAUCCGGGUAGUUUUACUGUACAAAUUACAAUUGGGCAAAGUGUUCAUUCCCGGGGGUUGUGUGAUUUGGGUGCGAGCAUUAAUCUCAUGCCUUUGUCAUUAUAUAAAAAGCUUCGGUUAGGUAGUCCAAAACCGACCACUGUCAUUCUCCAACUCGCUGAUAGGGCCAUUGCUAGGCCAGAGGGGGUAGUAGAGGAUGUGUUAGUACAAGUAGGUUCCUUGAUCUUUUCGAUGGAUUUUGUGGUCUUAGACUGUGAACCUGAUUCUGAAGUUCCAUUCAUUCUGGGACGUCUAUUCUUGGUUACAUGGAGGGCAUUGAUUGAUGUAGCAGCUGGGCAGUUAACUAUGAGGGCACAUGAUAAUGUUGAAGUGUUUGAUAUCUACCGCGCCUUGAAAUUGCCUUCCAUAAAUGAAGAGUUGUCCGCCAUUACGGUUGUAGAUCACGCAGUAGAAUCGCAACUCGUUACACCCGAUGAUACCUUAGAAAGAGUGUUAGUGGGGCAUAAUGUAGAUGGAGAUACUGAGGCUCAAGAGAUAGAGACGUUUUUAAAUCUAGCAGUUAUGGAGAUACAUAAGCGUAGAGUAGAGCCAUUAGAUUGUGAGUUAGGGCCUCCACCAAAACCCUCAAUCGAAGAAGAUCCUAAUUAG